CUGCUUCUUUCUCACUAAACACGAAGAAGCAAAGCAAGAGAGAGAGAGAGAGCUCAAACACACAAAAAUGGAGGGAACCAUCUCGCCGCUUUGCCUACGUUCUUCAUCGAGUCUCUGUUACUUCUCCAGCAACGUUUCACUAGACUCUCACCGUUCACUAGGAUUUACAUUUGUAGAUUCUCUCCGGCCAACGAAAUUGGUAUCCCUGCGAACGGGAAACAGACGGUUGUUUCUUUCUCCGACGAGAGGGGCUCUCCGUACGCCGACGCUUACCGCGGAGGAAGUGAAAGAUGUUCCGAUGCCGAAGAUAGAUAAGAGCGGUCGAUUGAGCAGUCCCCGCGCCGCACGCGAGCUCGCUCUUGUAAUACUAUAUGCGGCUUGCUUAGAAGGCUCUGAUCCUAUUCGUCUCUUUGAGAAGAGGAUCAAUGCAAGAAGAGAGCCUGGAUACGAGUUUGACAAGACUUCUUUGUUGGAAUACAACCACAUGAGCUUUGGAGGACCUCCGGUUAAGACAGAGACUAGUGAGGAGGAAGAUGAGCUUGUGCGCCGUGAUGAAAACGAAUCGAGAAUUGAAGCAGAAGUGCUUUCAGCUCCACCAAAGCUGGUGUACAGCAAACUUGUUUUACGGUUUGCAAAGAAACUCUUGGCUGCAGUGGCUGAUAAAUGGGAUAGUCAUGUUGUCAUCAUCGAGAAAAUUUCCCCUCCAGAUUGGAAGAGUGCACCAGCUGGAAGAAUACUAGAGUUUUCGAUUCUUCAUUUAGCAAUGUCUGAAAUGGCAGUCCUUGAAACCCGACACCCGAUUGUCAUCAACGAGGCUGUUGAUCUUGCAAAACGGUUCUGUGAUGGAUCAGCGCCACGCAUAAUCAACGGAUGUCUAAGGACAUUUGUGAAAGAUAGAUCAGCAGCAGCAACACCAACACCUCAAGCUUUAGAAUUGAAGCAAGAGGUGUCGGUUUAAGUUAUAGAACAAACCCGUAUCUACGUAGGAGGCAGGCAACCUCAGGUUUUGGUCGUCGGGAAUAGCUCGUAAGCAAAGUAUUGAUGAUCCAAUGAUCUUUAUAUAUAGGCCGAGUCACUAUCAGAAGAGACUCUGUCUUCACAGGCAGCUUUUGGUACCUGAGACUGAAUAUAUCUUAUCCCUUGCAGCUCAUCAUGAAUAUUGCUAAGAACACAAAACAUUUCUCAAUGUCUGUUUAAUGUAUGUUGUCCUAAGAAUAUAUUUCGUUUUCAUGUUUUUGUCUUUGUAUCCUCCUUACACUGUCCCGUUGUAUAAUCAAAGUUUCAAUCGAUUUUUGUAUCAAUA
This is a messenger RNA of Eruca vesicaria subsp. sativa (arugula), 1303 nucleotides long. The record is from the annotation of a GenBank genome assembly. NCBI's taxonomy places the organism in Eukaryota, Viridiplantae, Streptophyta, Magnoliopsida, Brassicales, Brassicaceae.